CCCGCCCCGGCCCCGCUCCGCGGCCCGCGCCUGGCCGGUUCCGACCCCUUCCUCCCCCACCCACCCUUCCCGACAUUUUCGGGCGAGUGGUGAAAAGUUACCCGGGCCCCGGUCCUUCGGCGAGAAGACGGGGACGGGGCGACAGCGACGGCCCGGGACGGGCGGCGGGCCGCGGGCGAGCGCCCGGGCGGACGCCGGGGACGCGGCCCGCGCGGACUCGGAGGACCGAGGCUGUCACCCCGUGUACGUAGCCAGGGAUGGUACAGCACCCAGGCCGCCUCCGAGCCCCUGUGCCUGGGGCACCGUCUGCCUGGCCGGCACUGUAAGGCAAACAGAGCGAACCAGGAGCCAGGACUUCACGGGAGAAGCCUCCGGUGGAGGCUCAGCCCCAGAAUGGGUUCUGCCGGCCGUUGCCAACCCCCGGUGGCCUGACCCCCAACCCCCCCACCCCCUGGCGCCAUGGGGUGGCCAGGUCUGUGAGCGCACUGCCCUCGCUGGCCGCAGGCACGGAGGAGAGGCCGAGGACCCGCGGUUGUCAUGGCCCAUGAUGCGGCUGCGGGCCCCAUCGUCACGGAGAGGCUGGUGGCCCUGCUGGAGGGCGGGGCCGAGAAGGUGCUGCUGAUCGACAGCCGGCCCUUCGUGGAGUACAACACCUCCCACAUCCUGGAUGCCAUCAAUGUCAACUGCUCCAAGCUCAUGAAGCGCCGGCUGCAGCAGGACAAAGUGCUCAUCACCGAGCUGAUCCAGCACUCGGCCAAGCACAAGGUGGACAUCGACGGCACCCAGACGGUGGUCGUUUACGACCAGAGCUCCCGGGACGUGGCGUCUCUGUCGCCCGACUGCUUCCUCACCGUGCUGCUGGGCAAACUGGAGAAGAGCUUCCGCUCCGUGCACCUGCUCGCAGGCGGGUUUGCCGAGUUCUCGCGCCGCUGCCCCGGCCUGUGCGAGGGGAAGGCCACCCUGGUGCCCACCUGCAUCUCCCAGCCCUGCCUGCCCGUCGCCAACACCGGGCCCACGCGGAUCCUCCCCAACCUUUACCUGGGCUGCCAGCUCGACGUCCUCAACAAGGAGCUGAUGCUGCAGCAUGGCAUCGGCUAUGUGCUGAACGCCAGCAACACCUGCCCGAAGCCGGACUUCAUCCCCGAGUCCCACUUCCUGCGCGUGCCGGUGAGCGACAGCUUCUGCGAGCGGAUCUUGCCGUGGCUGGACGCGUCCGUGGACUUCAUCGAGAAAGCCAAGGCCUGCAACGGCUGCGUCCUGGUGCACUGCCUGGCUGGGAUCUCCCGCUCCGCCACCAUCGCCAUCGCCUACAUCAUGAAGCGGAUGGACAUGCCCCUGGACGAGGCCUACAGGUUUGUGAAGGAGAAGAGGCCGACCAUCUCUCCCAACUUCAACUUCCUGGGCCAGCUCCUGGACUAUGAGAAGAAGAUCAAGAUCCAGCCUGGCGCGGGGCCCAAGAGCAAGCUGAAGCUCCUGCACCUGGAGAAGCCGCCGGAGCCCCCCGCGGCCACCCCGGAGCACGGACAGGGGGGCGAGCAGCCCCACGGCACCCCCUGCGCCCUGGCUGUGCCCUCAGCAGCGGGAUCGAGGCCCGCACCCCCUGCCGCGGUGGAGGCCGGGCCCCUGGCGCAGGCCCUGGGCGGCCUCCAGCUGGCCUCGGAGCCGGAGGACAGCCGGCGGCUCAAGCGCUCCUUCUCGCUGGACAUCAAGUCGGUGUCGUGCUCGGCGGGUGCGGGUGCCGGGGAGGACACCCCGGAACCCUACAAGCCGGCCACUGCGCUCGACGGCCCCAGCAAGCCCUGCCACUUCUCACCCGUGCGGGAGGUGUCAGAGCAGACCCCGGAGAGCAGCCCAGAUGGGGAGCCCCCGCAGCCCCCACGGGCCCCCACCAGCCAGGGCCUGCGCCCGCACCCCGCCAGGACCGGGGCGCCCCCCAGGGCCCCCUUCGCACCCCUGCAGCGGAGCGGCAGCGUGGAGGACACCGGCCGCGCCGGCUUCCUCUUCGGCCUGUCCACCAGCCAGCAGCACCUGGCCCAGUCGGCGGCCGCAGGGCUGGGCCUCAAGGGCUGGCACUCGGACAUCCUGGCCCCGCAGGCCGCGGCCCCUGCGCUGGCUGGCGGCUGGUACUUCGCCGCGGAGCCCCCGCACUUCUACCCGGCCUCGGCCAUGUUUGGGGCCCGGGCCGGCUACCCAGCCUACAGCUGCAGCCAGCUGCCCACCGGGGGCGGCGAGCACGGGGGCUCGGUGCGCAGGCGGCCGCGGCCCAGCGAGCGCGGAGACUCGCGGCGCAGCUGGCACGAGGAGAGCCCGUUCGAGAAGCAGCUGAAGCGCAGGAGCUGCCAGAUGGAGUUUGGAGAGGGCCUGGCGGCCGACAGCCGCUCCCGGGAGGAGCUGGGCACGGUGGGCAGCCAGUCCAGCUUCUCGGGCAGCAUGGAGGUCAUCGAGGUGUCCUGAGGGCCCCGGCUCCCGGACGCAUUCCCAUCGAAUCUGAAGUCUGCACAGGCGCCGCUGCGGGGGGGGGGGGGGCGCACCAGGCUGCCCCUCACCCCUACAGCAGCAGGCUGCGGGCCGGGCUGUGUCAGACCCCACCAACCCCACGCCGUGCCCCCCCACGGAGACCACCUGCCUGCAGUCACGUCCGGCCAGCCCCUCGGGCAGAGGCGGAGCCAGCUGGGAGUCUGUGAGGGCAGAAGCCAGGGCUGCUGU
This is a messenger RNA of Perognathus longimembris pacificus (Pacific pocket mouse), 2706 nucleotides long. It is a transcript of the gene Dusp16, whose product is annotated as dual specificity phosphatase 16. NCBI's taxonomy places the organism in Eukaryota, Metazoa, Chordata, Mammalia, Rodentia, Heteromyidae. Gene Ontology annotation, cellular component: cytoplasm; nucleus. Bases 538 to 2454 code for a protein of 638 amino acids. The transcript has 7 exons. Gene Ontology annotation, molecular function: protein tyrosine/threonine phosphatase activity; MAP kinase tyrosine/serine/threonine phosphatase activity. Gene Ontology annotation, biological process: protein dephosphorylation; negative regulation of MAPK cascade. The record is from RefSeq and is a predicted model, not a curated record.